Messenger RNA from Chlorella variabilis, 3078 nucleotides. RefSeq lists its product as hypothetical. Gene Ontology annotation, biological process: proteolysis. The record is from RefSeq and is a predicted model, not a curated record. Gene Ontology annotation, cellular component: membrane. The transcript has 17 exons. Lineage: Eukaryota; Viridiplantae; Chlorophyta; Trebouxiophyceae; Chlorellales; Chlorellaceae. The coding region runs from base 1 to 3078 and encodes 1025 amino acids. Gene Ontology annotation, molecular function: starch binding; serine-type endopeptidase activity.
AUGCGGUUCGCCCAUCUGCUGCUGCUGUUGGCCCUGGCGGCCACGGCUGUGUCGGCUCACAGCAUCCCCGGCUCCAGCUGUGGCACGGUCACCCCGGAGGAUAGGUACGACUGCUGCACGACAAAGGCUGAUCACGAGGUGGAUGACGACUACUGCAAGCAGGCAUACCCAGAGCUGUACUCGCCCCCAGGCUCCUCCUGUGGCACUGUGAACCCCGACGACACCGAGCAGUGCUGCAAGGACAAGAUUGAGGAGGACGAGGAGGAUGAGUGGUGCCAGGAGAACUACCCAGAGCUGUACGCCGACGGCUCCUCCUGCUCCACCGUGACCCCCGGCCAGAACGAGCAGUGCUGCAAGGACAAGAUUGCCGAGGGCGAGGAUGAUGAGUGGUGCCAGGAGAACUACCCAGACCUCUACGUCGUUGGCGGCUCCUGCUCCACCGUGACCCCUGGCCAGAACAAGAAGUGCUGCAAGGACAAGAUCAAGGAAAAUGUGGGUGAUGAGUGGUGCAAGGAGAACUACCCAGAGCUGUACAACCAGGGCGGCAACGUUGCUGACUUCCCUUACAUGGCAUACAUCGAGAGCACCAAGGCCCCCAACGGCGUCUGCGGCGGCUCCCUGGUGGCGCCCGGCUACGUGCUCACCGCAGCCCAGUGUGUAUUCAAGGAUGGCGAGGCUGCCGCCGCCAGCGAUGUCAAGGUGUGGGUGGAUGGCAAGGAGUAUGCUGUGGAGACGGUGCUGGUGGACCUGGACAACGCCCAAUUUGCCGAGUUCCAGAACAGCAAGUCUGAGAACAGCUGGGACGUCGCCAUGCUGGCGCUGGCCACCGACUCAAGCGCCAAGUAUGUGGCUCUGCCGCUGUCCGACGUGCCGCAGCUGGGAGAGUGGAUCGACACCACCGCAUGGCAGGAGGCCAAGACCUCCGUGGAGACCGCCAAGGUCCCCGUGUGGGACGGCUGCCCGCCCGGCUGGGCCGACGAGUUCUGCGCCGGCGGCGGCGGCUUCCUGCAGGCCUGCCCCGACGACAAGGGCAGCCCCGCCAUGGCGGGCAACACCCAGGUGGGCCUCACCUCUGGCCCCGGCUGCGACGGCACCCCUCAGGACUACGGCUACUUCCUCAAGCUCUCCGACAAGGGCAUCCUGGAGCAGAUCACGGUGUGGCUGAACAGCCGCGGCGGCACCGGGCUGGACGCCAACAUCCAGAACUGGCUGAUCGAGGCCAAUACGUACCUCUAUGGCCGGAACCCAGGACGCAUACUGGCUGCCCACGCCACGGCCGACGGCGGCAGCCAUGGCAGCAGCAGCGACACCGGCAGCGGCGGCAGUGGCUCUCCCCCGUACUCAACUGAUGCUAGGAAGGCCAGCGUGAACGAGCUGCUGAGCGGGGUGCUGUACUGGCGGGCGCAGCAGAUCCGGCAAGGGAGGGACCCAAGCUCCGGGGCGCCCCCCGCCGCCGCCGCCGCCUCGCCGCCGCCCUACCAAAGCGUCAUCGCGCCGCCGCCGCCGCCGCCGCCGCACCAGCAGCAGCAGCAGCCCGGCACCAACGGCACCAAUGGUGCCAACGGCCUGAAUGGAAGCGCGCUCGUCAACGGGGCGGAGGCUGCGGCGCAGCCGCUGGCUCCCAGCAGCAGCAACAGCAUCGGCGGCGGCGGCGGCAGCGGCUCUGGGGAAGAUCUCUCGUACCCCGGCCACCUGCUGGAUGCGUCAGCCGCCGCCCGAGAUGUGUCCGACGCGCUGGCAGCCUACAACGGCGCCAUGGCGCAGCACAAGCUGGUCGCCGUGCGCUUCUGCCUGCGCAUGCGGGCUCAGGCGGGGCAGCGCCUCAAGCUGGUGGGCGCCUGCCAGCACUUAGGCAGCUGGAAUCUGGCGGCGGCGCCGGAGCUGCGGUGGGCGGAGGGCGACACCUGGCACGCCACCGUGCAGCUGCCCGCAGGCAGUGUCACGGAAUACAAGUAUGUGCUGCUGGAUGCCAGCGGCACACGCGCCAUGGCCUGGCAGGACGGCAACAACUCCCUCCUGUCGGUGCGGCUGGCGGAGGGCGCAGUGCCCGGCGGCCUCUCGGUGUAUGACGACUGGUACGCCGGUCCCGGCGCCAAGCUGGCGGUCGGGACCGAGCCGCCCGCCACGCGGGACAACCGCCUGCAGGCCUGGGCUGGAGACCUGUUUGCGCAGCUGGAGGUUCAGCGCCAGGACUUGCGCCGCACGCGGGUGGAGCUGGCCGGAGCGCAGCAGGACGCGGCCUCCGCUCGCCUGCUGGCUGAGCAGGCCACGGCGCAGCUGGCGGCGCGGGAGGCCGCGGCCGCGGCGGCGCUGCAGGAGGCCCGCAUGGCUCAGCUGGAGCUGCAGCGGGUUCGGGAGCUGCUGGUGGAGAAGGAGGGCGAGCAGGCGCAGGCCGUGAGCAGCUACACCCAGGCCCGCACCCUGACCGCCACGCUGCAGGCGCAGCUGGCAGACACCACAGCCACCCUGCAGGAGGCGGUGGAGCUGCUGAGUGCUCAGCCCGAGGAGGAGGAGGAGGAGGUGGGAGCCGGGGCAGCGGGGCCAGCCAGCCCUGCGCCCCGCAAGCGCCGCUCCAGCCGCAAGGCAGCGGUGCCGGCAGCGGCAGAUGCGCCGGAGGAGGAGGCGGCGGAGGAGGAGGCACCUGCAAUGGAGGCACCCCAGGCACAAGUGACAGCAGCAAAGCCCGCCCGAGCACGGCGGGGCAGGCCUAGCAAGGCAGCCCUGGCGGCAGCGGCAGCCGCGGCGGCAGAGGCCGCGACGCAGCCGAGCGCGCAGCUUGCCGCGGCGGCCAGGGCGCCCCGAGCGAGGAGGGCACGCAGCGCAGCGGCCGCAGAGGCUGCAGGAGAGGAGGUAGCGGCGGCAGCGGGUGCAGGAGAGGUGCGGCUGGCUGGCGCCGAGGGCUCCCUGGCGGCAACAUCCAAGCCUGCCAGGACCAGGCGGCCCCGCAGCAAGGCGGCAGCUGUAGUGGAGCCGACGGCGGCGGCAGGCGAGGCCGUGGAGGGGCAGGCGGCAAAGCCUGCCGGGCCGCGUCGGACGCGCAGCAAAGCUGUCACACCUGCCACGAUAGUGGCUGAAUAG